CUGGUGCUGAAUCCAGCCAAGCGCAGGAAUGUGGUACUUUCGGCUAUUAGCGGAGCUGGGCGCCAAAAGCUGCCCUAGAGUUUGGAUUUGAACCUUUAAGAAAGGAAAUCCGGAGGAAGAAAAGGCAGGCGAGGAAGGCGAGCACAGAAAAGGACAGUUGCAGUAACUGUUAACCUGUAUCGCCGCUCUCAGCUAUAAGGAAGCCCUGUUACGAUUUCAGUGGAGAUUAUGAGGAGCAGGAUGGAGUGAAGGAGAGAGUCUGUUCAAGGUGGGUGGGAAGGAGUCAGAAGGCUCAGAGGAAAGACAACAGAGAGAGAAGGGAAGAAAAAGAAAAGCCAAGUCUGGUGCCUGCAAAUUUGGGAUUCCAUUGGAAGAGAUCACUCACUCGGGGAAAUGGAUUCUGUACCAAGACUAGCCAGCGUUUUGACUUUGGUGCUCUCUGGCUUGUGGCAUUUAGGAUUAACAGCGACAAAUUACAACUGUGAUGACCCAUUGGCCUCUAUCCUCUCACCAAAGGCUUUCUCCAGCUCCUCAGAUCUUACUGGAAGUUCCAGCCCAGCUCAACUGAACUGGAGAAUGGGCACUGGUGGUUGGUCCCCAGCAGAUUCCAAUGACCAACAGUGGCUCCAGGUGGACCUGGGAAACAGAGUGGAGAUUACAGCUGUGGCCACGCAGGGAAGAUAUGGGAGCUCUGACUGGGUGACAAGCUAUUGCCUGAUGUUCAGCGACACAGGGCACAACUGGCAACAGUACAAGCAAGAAGGCAGCAUCUGGACAUUUGCGGGAAACAUGAACGCUGACAGUGUGGUUCACCACAAGCUGCUGCACUCUGUGAGAGCCCGCUUUGUUCGCUUUGUGCCCCUGGAGUGGAGUCCAAAUGGAAAGAUUGGCAUGAGAGUGGAGGUCCAUGGAUGCUCCUACAAAUCAGAUGUUGCUGACUUUGAUGGCCGGAGCUCACUUUUGUACAGGUUCAAUCAGAAGACGAUGAGCACCCUCAAAGACGUGAUCUCCCUGAAGUUCAAGAGCAUGCAAGGAGAUGGAGUUCUGUUCCAUGGAGAAGGACAACGUGGAGACCACAUCACCCUGGAGCUCCAGAAGGGCAGGCUAGCCCUAUACCUGAACCUGGAUGAAAGCAAAGCCCGGCUCAGCAGCAUUACGCCCUCGGCCAUGCUGGGUAGCCUUCUGGAUGACCAGCACUGGCACUCGGUUCUCCUGGAGCGUGUGGGCAAGCAGGCAAACUUCACUGUGGACACGAACACACAGCACUUCCGGAUCAAGGGCGAGACCGAUGCCCUGGACAUCGAUUAUGAGCUCAGUUUUGGAGGAAUUCCAGUACCAAGCAAACCUGGGACCUUUUUAAAGAAAAACUUCCAUGGCUGUAUUGAAAACCUUUACUACAAUGGAGUGAACAUAAUUGACUUGGCCAAAAGACGAAAGCAUCAGAUCUACUCUGUGGGCAAUGUCACUUUUUCCUGCUCAGAACCACAAAUUGUCCCCAUCACAUUUGUCAACUCCAGGAGCAGUUAUCUGCUCCUGCCUGGCACCCCCCAAAUUGAUGGCCUAUCUGUGAGUUUCCAGUUUCGAUCAUGGAACGAAGAUGGUCUGCUUCUGUUCACAGAGCUGGCUGAAGGCUCAGGGACCCUGCUGCUCAUUCUGGAGAGUGGGACUCUGAGGCUCCUGAUUAAGAAAGUGUCAGGACAUGGAACUGAAAUCUUAACAGGCAACGACUUGAAUGAUGGCCUGUGGCAUUCUGUCAGUAUCAAUGCCAGGAGAAACCGCAUUACUCUCACACUGGAUAAUGAUGCUGCUUCCCCUGGUCCGGAAACCUCCCGGCUGCAGAUUUAUUCUGGAAAUAGUUACUACUUUGGAGGGUGCCCUGAAAAUUUCACCGAUUCCCAAUGCUUAAAUCCCAUUAAUGCUUUCCAAGGCUGCAUGAGGCUCAUCUUUAUUGAUAACCAGCCCAAGGACCUCAUUUCAGUUCAGCAAGGUUCCCUGGGGAAUUUUAGUGAUUUACACAUUGAUCUGUGUAGCAUCAAAGACAGGUGUUUACCCAACCACUGUGAACAUGGAGGACGCUGUGCCCAAUCCUGGACUACCUUCUACUGCAACUGCAGUGACACUGGUUACACGGGAGCCACCUGUCACGACUCCAUUUAUGAGCAAUCCUGUGAGGUGUACAGACACCGAGUGAACACAGCUGGGUUCUUCUAUGUCGACUCUGAUGGCAGCGGGCCACUGGCACCUCUCCAGGUGUACUGCAAUAUCACUGAGGACAAGAUUUGGAUGACAGUUCAGCACAGCAACACAGAGCUGACUCGGGUACAGGGUUCUAACCCUGAGAAGCCCUAUGUCAUGACUUUAAAAUAUGGUGGCACUAUGGAGCAGCUGGUGGCUCUGAUUGAUGGCUCAGAACACUGUGAACAGGAGGUGGCAUACCACUGCAGGAGAUCUCGCCUGCUUAACACACCAGAUGGAGCGCCAUUCACCUGGUGGGUUGGGAGGUCCAAUGAAAGGCACCCUUACUGGGGAGGUUCUGUUCCUGGAGUCCAGCAGUGCGGAUGUGGCCUAGAGGAGAGCUGUCUGGACAUCCGACACUUUUGUAAUUGUGACGCCGACACAGAUGAAUGGACAAAUGAUACUGGUGUGCUUUCCUUCAAAGAUCACUUGCCUGUAACUCAGAUAAUUAUCACUGAUACCAACAGAUCAAACUCAGAAGCCGCUUUGAGAAUUGGCCCCUUGCGUUGCUAUGGUGACCGAUACUUCUGGAAUUCAGUCUCGUUUUCUACGGAAGCUUCUUACCUCCACUUUCCGACCUUCCAUGCAGAAUUCAGCGCUGACAUUUCCUUCUUUUUUAAAACCACCGCUUUGUCUGGAGUUUUCCUAGAAAACCUUGGCAUUAAAGACUUCAUACGACUUGAAAUGAGCUCUCCUUCUGAGGUGACAUUUGCCAUUGAUGUUGGGAAUGGCCCUGUUGAGCUCCUCGUCCAGUCUCCUUUUCCUCUAAAUGACAACCAAUGGCAUUAUAUCCAGGCUGAGAGAAACCUUAAGGAGACCUCACUGCAGGUGGACAACCUUCCACGGAAUAUAAGGAAGACCACAGAGGACGGACACUUCCGACUUCAACUAAAUAGCCAGUUUUUUAUAGGAGGGACAUCAUCAAGACAGAAAGGCUUUCUUGGAUGUAUCCGUUCUUUACACUUGAAUGGACAGAAAGUAGAUCUGGAAGAGAGAGCAAAGGUCACGCCUGGAGUCAGACCUGGCUGUCCAGGUCACUGCAGCAGCUAUGGAAGCAACUGCCACAAUGGAGGCAAGUGUGUAGAGAAACACAGCGGCUACUCCUGUGACUGUACCAACACACCAUAUGAAGGACCUUUCUGCCAGAAAGAGAUUUCAGCUCAUUUUGAUUCUGGCACCUCCGUUACAUACAUGCUUCAAGAACCAUAUCCGGUAACCAAGAACAUAAGCCUCUCAUCUUCAGCUAUCUACACAGACACAGCUCCAUCCAAAGAAACCAUUACACUGAGCUUCAUGACAGCACAGGCCCCCAGCCUCUUGUUCUUCCUCAAUUUCUCUUCUCAGAAUUUUCUGGCUAUCCUGCUCUCCAAGAAUGGAAGUUUACAAGUUCGGUAUGGACUAAGCAAGGAAGAAAGUCAUGUGUUCACCAUCAGCACAGAGAAUUUGGCCAACAGAAGGGUUCAUCAGGUGAAGAUUAGCCGAGAAGGGCCAGAACUUUCCAUUCAGAUAGACCAGCAACUCUUCAGCUAUAAAUUCUCCCCAGGAGCCGAGUUCCGGACGGCGAGGUCACUCAUCCUAGGCAAAGUCACAGAAAAGACAAGUGCCAAGCUUUUUAAAAUGUUGAUGUUGGAGGGAAAAAACAAGAUGAGGAUAAAAAUUAAUGAGGCUGGAGAUCUGGCUCCAUGGUUAAGAGCAUUAGCUGCUCUUCCAGAAGAACUUAGCUUGGAUCCCAGUAGCCAAAAAGAGACUCUUGGUUUGGAUCUGGAAGUUGCUAGAGCAAACAUCUUGGGUUUUGUUGGAUGCCUUUCUUCGGUCCAAUACAACCACAUAGCACCAUUGAAGGCAGCUCUCCGCCAUGCCAGCAUUGCACCUGUAAUUGUCCAAGGGACCUUGACAGAAUCCAGCUGUGGCUUCAUGGUUAACUCUGAUGUGAAUGCAGUAACCACUGUACAUUCUUCAUCAGAUCUCCUUGGGAAAGCAGACGAGCAUGAACCUUUCACAAAUGCAGUCCGAAGUGACUCAGCAGUCAUUGGAGGCGUCAUAGCAGUGGUGACUUUUAUCACAUUUUGUGUCAUCGGAAUCAUGACCCGCUUCCUCUAUCAGCAUAAGCAGUCACAUGGUACCAACCAGAUGAAAGAGAAGGAAUACCCAGAGAACUUGGACAGUUCCUUCAGAAAUGAAAUUGACUUGCAAAACACAGCCAGCGAGUGCAAGCGGGAAUACUUCAUCUGAGCUGCCAGAGGACACCUGGUCCUCUUUUCCUUAUUUUCCCACUAUUUUUUUCUUCUCUUUUUUGUCUUUUAAUUUAGGCAUUUAAUUUGUGUCAUUUGUCAUUAAUUUUCUGGAACACACAUACACCCACUGCGAGCACUGUUUUCUCCAGCUCAGGAAGUCAGCUGGAGAGACCUGUGGCUACUGUAGUUCACCUAUUUGUGUGUCAUUGUGACAGUCAGCACUGGAGGCACAGACUUCACUAUUGUAAGCAAGGAAGAGACACAUGUGCACGCACGCACAUUCCAUGUUUAUAGUCCAGUUUCUGAACUUCAUUGCUCAGUUUCUCAGGCACUUGGUCUCACCAGCUUCCAUCAGACUUGAGCUCUGUGGUCUUUCCUUUAACUAUUGUCCCUGCCCAAUACCAUAUUGUUAGAUAUUAUGGCUUGAGAACAAAAGAAGGUAUGUGUGUGUGACAGAAAAGGCAGUCAGUCAUUCUUUAAGUGAUGCGUUUAUCAGGGAGCCCCGAUAGAGCAGAAGGAAAUGAAUGAAAGUAAAUCCACCUAGGAAAGGCAACAUUUUUUUAUUUAUAUUUUUUAUUUUUAAAUAAUUUUAUACAUUCACUUGUAUCCCAGCUGUAGCCCUCUCCCUAUUUCCCUCCCAAUCCUCCCCUCCCUCCCUCAUCUCCUCCCUGCCCCCUUCCGAGUCCACUGAGAGGGGGUGUUCUCCUGUCCUUCUGUCUGGACCUAGCUUAUCAGGUAUCUUCAGGAUGGUUGCAAUGUUCUUACCUGUGGCCUAGCAAGGUUGUUCCUCCCUCAAGGAGGAGGGGAAGCUCAUGAGUUCAUGUCAGAAACAAUUCCUGUCCCCCUUACUAGGGAACCCACUUGGAUACUGAGCUACCAUAUGCUAUGUCUGAGCAGGGGUUGUAGGUUAUAUCCAUGCAUAGUACUUGGUUGGAUAAGCAGUUUCAUAGAAGACCCCUGUGCCCAGAUAUAUUUGGACCUUGUGGGGCUCCCUGUCCCCUCUAGGAUGUACUAACUCCUCCUUCCUUCAUAUGAUUCCCUACAAUCUGCUGAAGGUUUGGUUAUGGGUUAUUUAUUUAUUUUUUAUAUCAAUCACAGGUUAUUUGCUUUGUAUCCCAGUUGUAGGCCCCUUCCCUCAUUCCCUCCCAAUCGCACCCCCCUCCCUCAUCUUCUCCCUGCCCCUUUCCAAGUCCACUAAUAGAGGAGGACCUCCUCCCCUUCCAUCUGACUCUAGCUUAUCAGGUCUCUUCAGGAUUGGCUGCAAUGUCCUCUUCUGUGGCCUAAAACCUGGAAACAACCCAGACAUCCCUCAGUUGAGGAAUGGAUACAAAAAUUGUGGUACUUUUACACAAUGGAGUACUACUCAGCAAUUAAAAAUGAGGAAAUCAUGAAAUUUGGAGGCAAAUGGUGGGACAUAGAAGUUAUCAUCCUGAGUGAGGUAUCCCAAAAGCAGAAAGACACACAUGGUAUAUUCUCACUUUUAUAGACCUCUAAGAUAGGAAAAAUAUACUGAAAUUUAUACACCUAAAGAAGAUAAACAAAAAGAGGACUCGGGGUAAGAUGGCCUGCUUGUUUUUAUGGCAUUUUCCAAUCAACCAGAGGUGUUUAUUUAUGUUAGUUUAAUGUCCACACUGUAAGUAGCCCUCUGACUCUAUGCAUCUUCCUUUCCAUACUUUCCAGUACAAUAGUGAAUGGUUACUUUGCUCCUCUUUUGCUACUUUGUUUUGAGGCAUGGAUAUAGUACCCUGUUACUAAGAGGCUUCAAGAAAGGUGUGAGGAAGUAGCUGCUCCUAUAACUUGAAAACUGACUUCUCCACUUUACCAAACUAGAACAUGUUAGCUAUGUUGUUUCCAAGAUUGCUGUACUGAAGCAAAGAAAUAUUCUCAUGUGUGUGACAGCAUAAAUAGAAUUAAAAUAGAAGUCUAAAUUGGCUUCAUGAAAUGGCCUAGGCCAUCUUAAAAGAGCUUCAAGAAAAACUGAAAAUAAUAGGGAAAAGAGCUGCAUGAAAAAUGAGAAAAAUCAAAUAGAUUUAUCCCCCUCCAUCCAAUCCAGAAACAUCUGGUAAAGAAGUAAUGUGCAGGUUAGCAGGACUCACAUUCUAAAACACAUGCAAUGAGUUCACUCUGAUGACUGAGCUAUUUCCCAAGAGACAAGGGACCAGCUAUUGUGUGGGGGAGUGUGCUCACCUCUAGCUCAGAGGAUUUCAAGGGAGCCCUUAGUUUGUAAACUACAUCACAUUUUCCACUCUGUAUCUGUACCUAUGUACACAAAGGUGCCUCAUGAACUUGACCUAUGUGCCUAAAUAAGGUACAGGCUUUGGGUUCUGUUGGUAGCAGAGUAUACAAUUCAUUUAAAGAGGCAUCUUGAAUUUGUUGAUGGUGGGUAUUGUUGGUCAUUUUAUGGUAACAAUGUUCUUAACUCUGCCCUUGGACCCCUGUGGAGAAAAGACAACUUAGAAACCACCCAAACACUUCCAGCCUUAGAAAUUCUAGGACGAAGAUCCUUUAAGGAGAGAGUACUGGCCAAUUCCCUUUGCAGAGCAGAGGUGAUUUGCCAAGCAGGCACUUUACAGUCAGUAGGCUAUUCAUCUCUUUAGUAAAUAUCCUACCGCUGACUGUCUUGCACUGCCCUGGACAAGGAAGUUCAUAGUGAAGCACUCACUAGCUUCAUCCAGUUUCCAAUUUGUAGUUUUUCUUCCCUUGCAAAGGUACAGAGGUAAGGAUGGGGUAUGGCACAGUCUACAACUAUGAGAUAUUGUCCUAAAUAUAUGUUCUUUCCUUAAAAUUUUCCAUAAAUUCUUACCUACUCUCUCCCUCUUUUAGAAUAUUGUAAUUCUUUUGCUAGUGAAUUUAAAGCAAAUAUAUCAAAGAUGCCCCUUUUAGUUUUCUAUCUUUAAUAAGAUAAAUGAUAAUCUAAUAAAGUGAGAGUUAUUGGGAGUCUAUUUCCCUGUGCCCUUCCUUCGCUGCUCUCCAGUUUCUACUUUUGAAUUUUCUGACUCUAUAAAAGGCUGUAUAAAUCACACUUAUGCUUGGCUGCAUAUUCCUUUGUCACAAAAAAUGAAAGUCGUGCUAAAGCACUUUAGUAGCAAAAUGACAGGUAAAGGAAGAAUAAUCACAUCAGAAUAUUGUUUUUACUAGAGUCCGCAGAAGCAAGCACCUAUUUUGCUGACAUGAUGUUGAUAGAUAGAAAUGAGGAUACAAGCCAACUCAGUGUGUACGGUUUCAUCAUCAUCCACUAAUGUGCACUUAUAGAUAAUCAUGUAGGGAAAUGUGUGAAGGCAGUCUCUGCCCUCUGCACAGCACCUUCCCUAAUUGGCUUUGUCCCUGAGUUUGCAGGACAUAUAGUCCAGGACACAGGGUAUGUAGACCAAAUGGUGGACACAUGCUGAGAUGGUACACUGUUGUAUGUAGUCUCAGGACUGAAUCAGAAUUCCCUCACAAUGCCAUACCAUACACCAGGUGAAAGGCUAGUAAUCUGAAUUCUCAUAAGCUGAAUUCCAGCAAAGCUAGAGGCAUGAACCAGUUUUAGUAUUGGUGGCAGGAUCGACUUGGUUUAGGCAAUUAUUCAAUUGUGUUUCCCACCUUCAUACAAUUACAACCUAAAGCAAGACUCAAGAAAGUUCUAAUCCUCCUUUAGCCACUACUUCUCUCUAUGACAUUCUUGAUGCCUCCAAUUAUUUAAUACUCAGCCAUUUACAGGUGUUGUUCACAUAAAGAAUUUCUGGGAUAUGAGCCCUUUAUAGUAAGACAAAAAUAUCAGUGCAAGAUCUCAUUAUAAGGGGCUGUUACAUUGAUAUUAUUAUACAGAACAAAUCUAUUAAUGCAGGCAACUGUAUGCUUGCUUACCCUUAAAGGCUUUUAGCACCAGAUGCAAUAUUCAUCCCCUGCGUAGAGUAGACUGCUGUGGUUUCUCGAAGAAUUAGGCUAGGAAAAUAGAUAUUUGUUUAUUUUCUAGAUGUCUCUUUCACAAAAAGAUUAACUCAUGUUCAUUUGAAGAACUCUGGAGCUGAUAUUUUAUAGCUUUCUUUUCUUUAGAAAUAAGAAAUGGUAGUAUCUUAAUUCUCAACCUUUGUCAGAAUCACAACUACCACGUCACAGCAGAAGCAGGACCAGGAUUAACUAAGCAUACAGUUCUUUUUCAUGUAUUUAGUCAUUAGAGGCAUAUGAAAUGUCUGUGACUCCAGCAUUCAGUUGGAAUUGGAUAUAUAAACACUUACUGUCCUUGUGGACUUUAAAGUUCAACCAUAUCAACAGGUCUUACAGCAACAAACGUGUACGCACAGCACCAGGGAGCCAAGAGCAAGGACUGCAUAGUUAAUUAGCAAAUGAUUUCCAGAGGUAUCUAGACACGAACACAUUUCUGGAUCAUUCUUAAAAUUCCGUGUCUUAUUUAGCCAUUCUACCAGAGAUGGUUAUAUUGUUUCUCUUCCUCAAGCUAAGUAACUGUCCAUGCAUAAUUUUUUUGUGGAAGAUGGUAAACGAAUUCUUUGGACAGAGACAAAAUAAAAAAAAAAUGGUUCCUAUAUCAGCCACAAUUUUUGUAGCUGGGAUUCACUAGGUAGCCCUGGCUAGUCUGAGACUCUAUCAUAAACCAGGUUGGCCUCGAACUCAUAGAGGGCCAUCUGACUCUGCCAAGGUGUGGACCAUUGUCUCUGCCUAUAUCAGAUACUUUUGAAAGGAUGCUAAAUUUUCUAUGUUCUCGUGUCAUUUCUACUUAAGGUAUUUCAAAUGUAUUACUCUGCAUAUGGCAGACCCAUGCGGAGACUAGAACAGAAAAGAGAAGCCUCUACUUCUGCCCCCUCUGCUCUCACUCACUGGUAGACAUUCACUUAUGUCAAGAAUCUUCUAUAUCUCCCUUAAGAUGGUUGGUAGUCUGACAUUUCUUUACUCUCCCUACUUUGUCCUAAGGAACCAUUUGACUAUAUUUAAGAAUAUCGCUGAGAACCAUAAAUUAUCUAUUGAGUGAAUAAUUUAUUGAUAUGUUAUCCAUCUAAAUGACAUCAUACUAAUGUGUCUGACAUGAAUAUUUCCAGUGCAGAAGGCCAUGCAUGCUCUGUCUCCAUACCAUAUCGCCUCAAUUUGAAGACUCACUUUAAGAAUGAGCAUUCAUAACAUCCCCAUGGUAUCCACAGACAUGGGCACCAGUAUGGGGAAUUAUUGCUUAAUUUGUCUACCAACUGCUUUACUUCUUGCAAAUUCCCUAGAGCUAUAAUCCAUCAUCCCCAUUGCAAAAACAGAAUGGCAAGAGGCUCUUGGCCACCUAUAGAAUCCUUCUGUUCAUCGUUCCUGAAAUAUUUUCUCAGGAAUGCUUGGUCCUCAACUGUCCUACCGGCCAGGUUUCAACUAAAUAAAUAAAUAUGACCUGUUGUAGCUGCAAAUGGCAAAGGAGGUGGAUGGAAGGGUUGUACAGGCAAAUGCCAACAUGCAUCAGUUCUUAAAGGAUGACUGAGGGCUGUUUCUUGUCUCACACAGACUAGAAAUCAUUUCUUUAAAAGAUCCACAAUUUAUCUAAUUCACUUCCGUACACCAGUUUUGGGAGCUUUUUCAUUCUCUUUCUGGAUACCCACUGUCUUCCUCGUGUCAGUUGUUUUGAAAAUGUUUGUUGUUCUUUCACAGCUCUGUGUUCACAAAGUCUAAAUAGUUGAUCUACCUAAAAGGGAAGAAUGUACAACAGGUCCAUACCCACCCUCACACACCCACCCACACCUACACACACGCACACAGAGAAAAAGUUAAUAGGGCUGUUCCUCAAACACUGUCCAGAAAACUAUAAUCGAACCUACUUUGUGGGGCUAUAAUUAUCAUCAAUUUGCACUGGAAAUUCUGUAAAUGCCACAGACAAGAUUCUAAUGAUUGUUUUUGAUAUUUUUAAGUGAGUCCCAUCCCUUUAUUAUUUUACACUAAGGUACUCUGGGGAAGAAUAAGAAUUACACUUUGUAGUGAAAUGCUGUACUUUUUAAGCUAGUCGUCUGUCAUUUGUAAAGUUUGUAGUCUACAAAGUAGUUAAGUGGACAUGACAAAGACUUACAGUGGGCUUUUGUGUUAGAGCAGACUUGACAGGAGCUUUUCAAGGAGGAAAAGGGUAUUCAUGGAGCAAAUAAUGGCUGAGAGCCAAAGCUUUCACCAUGAAGUAAGGAUGGUUCCUCUCCCUAUCUUCCUGGCUCCUGAUGCAGCCUUUUUCAUGCAUUUGUCUUACACCUUAGGGAAGAGGCAGAAUUACAGACCCUGCAUGAGAAAUGUUUCAGUCAUCUUUGCACAGCACUUUCACCCUACCCCGGUGAUUUUUCAAGUUUUAUGUUUCACUAAUACAGUCCAGGGAUACUGUGGAAUUAUCACUACAGUGAUUUUAUCUGCUAAGGGUAAGCACCCUAAUGACAGCUUUAAGUACAAUAAACUAUGAUCAAGAUCCUCAGGUCCAUUGCCCUUAAUCAAAUCCUCCAUAGAUGGAAGUCUGGAAAUGUUGGAGAAAGUUUAGUUAGUGCUCUUUCUUUCCCCUUUCUUGCUCAUGCCCUCCAUUGGCAUGCAUAAUAAUAGAAAGGCAUGUCACUCUCAUUCUCUUUCAGAAAGCUACUACCUGACAUUCUGUGAACAUUUCUCUCUUGAUUCUCCUAAGUACACAAGUAAAGCUUGCAUCAAAUAGCAGAUUAAAAUUAGGAGACUAGUCCCAAGUUAUGACAGAUCUGAUAUGUACUGCUGAUUAUGGCCCAGUCAUAAUUUCAUUAGCAUUAUACUCUGCUAUGCUUCAGAUCCCAGCUGUAAAUCUCAGAGGACAUGAAAAAGGACACUGGUUAUGCAGAGCAGGCCUUCUGUCACUCUGGAGCUCCUCGAAUGGCCUCUCCAGAUGAAGCCAUUUUUAUUGUAACUUUAUAGGAUAAAAUGAGUGGUCCUCUGACUAGUUAUAUUUUCACAUUAUAGUCAUCCAUAGGCCAGAGGAGUUACAGGAAGUACUAGCAUAAUCUCUUCUCUUUGAAUGGCCGCACCACCGAGUGUAAUCUUUUCCUGCCUUAAAUACUCUUGCAAAAAAUAAAUAAAUAACCACAUGUUGCUUAGGUAGUGUAGUUGUAUCAUGAGAAGGACUUCAUAUUUGGUAAAGAUUAAUGCCAAUCAUUUUAUACUGUACUUGGCAAUAGAGAAGCUUCCACAUAGAUUAUGUUGUCUUUACUAGUCUCUUUCACUGCCAGCUAGACCAUGGCAGAAACGUAGAAGAUAGAGAAGUGAAGACACAUGACACAUUCUAGUCAUACCUUAUAAAAGAGGCAACAGUUAGCAUUUGGUUCAUGAAAUUACAGAGUCCCAAAGACAAAGAAUUACCAUGAUCAUUUCAGAUAAGAAAUUAGAGGCUUCAUGACAUGGUCAGAAUUUUCUUUGGGAGAAAAAGAGGUCAGGAGGAUUGCUUUUAGAAAAUAAAUAACAAAGUAUAAAAGGACCUUUCCCAAAUACAUAUCAAGCUUUCUUUUGAUAAAAGCACAACAGAGGCAAAGCAGACAAUCUCCUUUGGGAUUAGGUUUAGACUUCUUGUUUCUUUGGAUAUUAUGGUUUUUGUUCUGGUAAAAGAACAUCUAGUCCCAUGUGAUGUUGCCUCAUCCCAAGGCUGUUUUUUAGACCAUAUAACAUGUCUGAAAACACUGUAUAGAGGAAUUUAAUGUUAGCCUUAGAUUUCUUUGUGUUUUUUGCUGUACAGAAGAAAGACUUAUCUGUAAAUAUUGUACAUUUAAUAAAGAAAAAAUUUUGUAUCA
Messenger RNA from Meriones unguiculatus (Mongolian gerbil), 12205 nucleotides. RefSeq names its product contactin-associated protein like 5-1-like. The transcript is spliced from 25 exons. The coding region runs from base 394 to 4467 and encodes 1357 amino acids. The record is from RefSeq and is a predicted model, not a curated record. NCBI's taxonomy places the organism in Eukaryota, Metazoa, Chordata, Mammalia, Rodentia, Muridae.